AUGAAAAAAAUAGAGCUAAAAGAAGAGAAAGCCUUGUCGUUGAGUUGUUCGCUGAAAAGAUUAAGUUUAAUCUCAGCUCCAACUUUAGCCCAAGAACUUUAUCAUCGAGUUAGUGACAGCAUGUCUUCUUUAAUACCAGUGAGGCGCAGUGAAUGUGAACAAAGUAAUAAUCCCCCCGUCGCAAGUUCGUCCACUUCGCUGAACACAUUCGAAAGAGGUUUUUUUAGUGGUAACCAAAUGAUAUGCAUUAUGAAGAAUAAUUUGCCUUUUUGGGAUAUUUGCAAUUAUAGUACAGUGGGCCGGGGAUCACUCAGAAAGAGUAUUUGGCCGAUACCCUGGUUAGAAGCUAUUUUCUUGCCAGAGUUUCCAAAUAAGUCAAAUAUCUCCGAAAAAGAUUUCCUGAUUUUAAACUGCAUUGGAAAUGGAUCAUUCGGUAAAGUGUACAGAGUGAGUUUGAAACUCAAGCAGGGCUUACUUUUUGCCAUGAAAAAGCAAUUGAAGAGUGAGGUUUUGGCUAGGAAUGCAGUUCAACAAAUCAAACAUGAAGCUUCUGUCCACAAGAGUCUUUCAAAUAGCGAUUUCAUUGCAAAGUGUUACGCAAGUUGGCAGUCAAGAACCCAUCUUUUCACGGUUCUUCAAUAUGCAAUGGGUUAUGGAGAUUUGUUUAUAUUAUGGCGUGAUUACGGGCCUUUCACGGAAGACACGCUUAGGGUAUAUGCUGCUGAAAUUGCAUUUGCAAUUGAUUACAUUCACGGAAAUAAUAUAGUGUACCGAGAUUUAAAAAUGGAAAAUAUCGUGCUUGAUCUUGACGGCCACAUUGAAAUAGUCGAUUUUGGCUUAUCAAAAACGCUAAUAAAUGGAGAACGAACAAGAACUAUUUGUGGUACACUUCAGUAUAUGGCACCUGAAAUAGCCAGGGGAGAAGUUUAUGGCAAAGAAGUAGAUUGGUGGUCGUACGGAGUAUUACUUCACAUUUUGAAUACAAAUUGUUAUCCUUUCCCUAAUUCUGACGUCACUUCGCACACUGAACUUAGAUACGAUGGAUAUCAUACUCCAUGUUGUGAGCCCACACUGGGUGAUCUUUUCAAUAAGCUUUUGGAUAUAAAUUUGCAACGAAGAAUACAGUCUUUUGAGAUGUUGAAAAGUCAUCCUUUUUUUAAAAGCAUCAAUUGGGACGAUGUAAAAGCUAAAAAGUUGGUGCCGUUUGCUGAUAUCGAAAAAUUACGACGUUGUUCGAGCUGUAAUUCUCUAUAUGAUAAAAGUGUAUCAGAUUUUAGUGGCGCAGAUAUGGAAGAAAAUUGGACAGCUUUUGAUGAACAAUACGAGGCAAGUCUUGAAUAUUUCAAGACGAGGACUACUUUUGUGAUUUGCUACAAUGACAAUGACAGCGUCACUAAAACUUCAGUUAUUUGCAUUCUUUAUGCUUGCUUAGCAUUUUACAUUAUGAAUGUGUCGAAAACGAGACCUGUUAAUCCGACACAAGCAUUGAUACAUGACCUGACCAUCCGAUUGCUAAAUGCAGGCCUACAAAAAGGAACGCAUUUAAGGAGAAAAAUAAAAGAGGAAGAGUUAUUAGCAUUACUUGACGAAGCCAAAACUGCCUUACAAAGUCAAGGUACUCUAAUUGAAAUCGAUCCUCCUGUAAUUGUUUGUGGCGAUAUUCAUGGACAGUACAGUGAUUUGCUCCGGAUUUUUGACAAGUCUGGAUUUCCUCCAGAGGCAAAUUAUCUUUUCCUCGGAGAUUACGUUGAUCGGGGCAAGCAAUCAAUAGAGACAGUUUGCUUGCUAUUCUGCUUUAAAAUAAAGUAUCAUGAGAACUUUUUUAUGUUGCGAGGAAACCAUGAAUGUUAUGGAAUUAACCGAGUGUAUGGAUUUUAUGAAGAGAUUAAUCGUCGGUAUCGCUCAGUUCGUCUCUGGGCUAAAUUUCAGGAUGUAUUCAACUAUUUACCAUAUGCAGCUACUAUUGGUAGUAAAAUAUUGUGCAUGCAUGGCGGGUUAUCACCAAAAUUAGAAGAUUUGCAUUCACUGCGCAAUAUCCAACGUCCAUCUGACCCACAACCUCCCUCCAUGGAACUCGAUAUAUUAUGGUCAGAUCCAGAUGAUGGAGUAUUUGGUUGGCAUCCAAAUGCCAGAGGUAUUUCAUAUGUUUUUGGUGCUGAUAUUGUGACAUAUUUUUGCGAGAAACUGAACAUCGACUUGAUUGCUCGAGCACACCAGGUGGUGCAAGAUGGAUAUGAAUUUGCUGCAAAUCGUCAGUUAGUCACCAUCUUUUCUGCACCUCAUUACUGUGGUGAAUUUGAUAAUGCAGCUGCUACGAUGAAUGUUAGCGAAGAUUUAAGCUGUUCAUUUCAUGUGUUUAAGCCAACGCCAAAAGCUGUGCGUAUAGCAAUGAAACAUCAAAAGUAA
Thelazia callipaeda (thelaziosis nematode) is the source of this 2406-nucleotide messenger RNA. NCBI's taxonomy places the organism in Eukaryota, Metazoa, Nematoda, Chromadorea, Rhabditida, Thelaziidae. The record is from the annotation of a GenBank genome assembly.